This is a messenger RNA of Camarhynchus parvulus, 3895 nucleotides long. RefSeq lists its product as uncharacterized. Gene Ontology annotation, molecular function: promoter-specific chromatin binding. Gene Ontology annotation, cellular component: PRC1 complex. The record is from RefSeq and is a predicted model, not a curated record. The transcript is spliced from 19 exons. The coding region runs from base 28 to 2853 and encodes 941 amino acids. Gene Ontology annotation, biological process: negative regulation of transcription by RNA polymerase II. NCBI's taxonomy places the organism in Eukaryota, Metazoa, Chordata, Aves, Passeriformes, Thraupidae.
CGCGUGUCGAAGGUCACGGCGCCCACAAUGGAGCUGUCGCCGUACGCGCAGGGCGGGUGGCGGCUGCUGGGCGACCCCCCGCCGCUUCCCCGCCGCCCGUUCGCCGCCCUCCUCCGCGCCGCCUUCCGCAGUCUCCUGGAUGACCCGCAGGCCGGGUUGGACGAUCCAGACCUGAAAGAUAUUGACCCUACAGUAUUAAAACAUUGCCAUGCUGCGGCUGCAAUGUGUAUUCUGGAGGCAGGGAAGCAGAAAGCUGACAUAUCUGCUAUAAGCACGUGCCUAGAAGACUGCAAACUGGAUAAAGAGAGAAUAGAACAAUUUUGCACCGAAUAUCAGAAAAACAAGGAUGCAUUGGAAAUCUUAUUGGGAAGCAUAGGCAGAUCUCCUCUCCAUAUAACUGAUGUGUCUUGGCGCUUGGAAUAUCAGAUCAAGAACAAUCAACUUCAUAAAACUUACCAGCCUUCCUAUUUGGUGACCUUAAAUGUAGAGAGCAGUGAUUCAGGAUCACACCCAGAUGUUAGUUUUAGUUGUACAAUGGAGCAAUUACAGGACUUAGUGGGAAAGCUAAAAGAUGCUGCAAAAAGUCUAGAACGACCGGCAGAGUCCGCGGGAUGGAGCGGAGCCGGGUGGCGGCUCCGGCUCGACGGCGCGGCUGCUCCCGGCAUCUGCCGCUCGCCUUGGGCCGCGCUGCUCUCCGCUCGCUCCCGCCCGCAGCUGCGGAGAGGCUCCGAGGCGCGCUCGGUCCGCACCUGCCGCCAAGGGAGAGCGGCCCCGCGGAGGAUGCGCGGCGGCGGCCGGUCCCUCACGGCGGAGCAGGGCUUUUCCCUCUCCGCUCCUCAGCGCCCGAGCGGCGGGCGGCGUCUUAACCUCGCCAGAGGCAAGCACCGUGCGGGUUUCCCCCGUUCCCUCCCUCCCGCUCCGGGGCCGUCCGUCCCGCCCGCGGGAUGUGGCGACCCCGCGGGUCCCCGCGACACUCGCUCCCGCCGCCGCUCGGGGCGGAAAAGCCUCCGCGCGGCCCUCGAGGGGACGCGUCGCCUCGACGGCGGCGGCUCCGCGCGGCCCCGGGCGGGCGCGGCGGGGCGAGGGCGCGCGGCUGCGCGCACGCGGUGGCGGAGGCGCGAGGCCGCGGUGCGGGUCCCCGCGGGGGUCCCCGCGCGGCGGGACGGGGCGUGCGGGGUGGGAGCGCGCAACAAGUGCGCGGAGGGAGGCGAGGGCUGCGCGGGCAAGGCGACGGGCGGCGUGUGUGGGGCCGGGGAGCCUGCGGGCUGUGGGGCUGCGGCGCGGCGAGGAUGGAGAGGGCAGCGCCGGCCAGGGCCGGAGGCGCGGCGGCUGAAGGGGAGCCGCGGCGCGGGCGGAGGGAGCGCGGAGAAGGAGGGCGGGAGGCGCCGUGGCUGCGGCGGGCGCGAGUCGCGGAGCGGGGCCGGGGGUCGGGGCGGGCGCAACCCCCUCGGAGAGCGGAGCAGAUCCGGAUCGGCACCGAGCCGCAGCGGCAGCCGCCCGGACCCCCCGGCGGGCCGGCCCCGCCGCCCCGGUGCCCGGCCCCGCUCCGAGGUGCGUGUGUCCCCCCUCCGUCCCUCCCCCGCCGCCCCUCCCCGCGCUCCGGAAAUGCCAGGGCAGCCGCACCGGGAGGCGCUGGUUCCCCUUUGUGCUGCUCGCCGGCAGCCCGGUGCCCGCCGUGUCGCCCCCGGAGCUCCCCGCCGCAUCGCCGCCGAGCCGCCCGCGCAGCCUGAGCCGGCCGGUGCCGCCGCGCCGCGGGAAUCGCCCGUGCCCGCCGGGGGAACGGCGCGGUGGGUGCCGCGGAACGACCGCCCCUCCGCGGGGCUGCGCCCAGGCCGGCCCGGGGCGGUGCGAGCCGCUCCUCGCCACGCCAAAAUGCACCGAACAACCAGAAUCAAAAUAACCGAGCUAAACCCCCAUCUCAUGUGCGUGCUCUGCGGCGGGUACUUCAUUGAUGCAACAACCAUCAUAGAGUGCCUCCACUCCUUUUGUAAGACCUGUAUCGUGCGUUACUUGGAGACCAGCAAGUAUUGUCCUAUCUGUGAUGUCCAAGUUCACAAAACUCGACCGCUUUUGAAUAUAAGGUCAGAUAAAACUCUCCAGGAUAUUGUAUACAAGCUAGUACCAGGCCUUUUCAAAAAUGAAAUGAAAAGAAGAAGGGAUUUUUAUGCUGCUCAUCCGUCGGCUGAUGCUGCCAAUGGCUCUAAUGAAGACAGGGGAGAAGUGGCUGAUGAAGACAAAAGAAUUAUAACAGACGACGAGAUAAUAAGCUUAUCCAUUGAAUUCUUUGACCAGAAUAGACUGGAGCGAAAAGGAAAUAAGGAGAAAGAAAAGUCAAAGGAAGAGGUGAAUGACAAAAGAUACUUGCGCUGCCCAGCAGCAAUGACAGUGAUGCAUCUAAGAAAGUUCCUGCGGAGUAAGAUGGAUAUACCUAACACUUUCCAGAUUGAUGUGAUGUAUGAAGAGGAGCCUCUGAAGGACUACUACACCCUAAUGGAUAUUGCCUACAUCUAUACCUGGAGGCGGAAUGGGCCUCUGCCCUUGAAAUACCGGGUCCGACCUACUUGCAAGAGGAUGAAGAUCAGUCACCAGAGGGAAGGCUUGAAUAAUAGUGGGGAGCUGGAAAGUGACUCUGGGAGCGACAAGGCAAGCAGCCCAGCAGGAGGCAUCCCCUCCACCUCCUCCUGUUUGCCCAGCCCCAGCACGCCAGUCCAGUCUCCUCACCCCCAGUUCCCCCACAUCUCCAGCACCAUGAAUGGCACCAGCAGCAGCCCCAGCAGUAACCACCAGUCCUCCUUUACCAACAGAGCUCGGAAAACAUCAAUAAAUGGCUCCUCAGCCACUUCAUCUGGUUGAUGUGCCAACCAGGCUACCACCCUCGCCCCUCCUUUAUAUAGAUCUCUCCAUGCCAUUACAGCUUUAUAGAUGCUAAUCCAUGUGACUAUCAUCCAAAUUGCUUUCUUUUGUAGUAACACUGAACUUGGCUAUAAAAGGCGGACUUAGGUGACAUUCAGGAUGGACGUUAUUGGAAACGCAAGAUUGAAAUGUAAAUUUUUCUGAGGACUGGGAAACAAACUAUAGUUACACCUUCACCUGUUCUGAAUGAUGUGGAGUUGUUUCUGUCCCCAUCAUCUGGAGCCAGGAGUCUCCAGAAGUCAAUACAAAUCCUGGGAAGUAGUUUGUUAAUCCAGACUAACUCCUCCAUUGCGUUCUCUUCGAUUGUUAUUGUUCUUAUACUGUUUUGUGAACCUGUAGAAAGCAAGUGCUUUUUCAUCUUGAAAUCCAACAAAAUUGAAAGAAUAUGCAUAGAAAAAUGCAUAUAUGUAGCCAUGUCACUGUGAAUAACAAUUUUUGCGUAUUAGCCAUUUUGAUUCUUAUGUUGCAUCUUUUACUUCUCUGUUGCUGCGCAGAACCGAUCAAAAGAAAACUUCAGUUUUACAAUCUGUAUGCCUAAAAGCGGGUAUUACCGUUUUAUUUACUGACUUGUUUAAAUGAUUCGCUUUUGUAAGAAUCAGAUGGCAUUAUGCUUAUUGUACAAUGCCAUAUUGGUAUAUGACAUAACAGGAAACAGUAUUGUAUGAUAUAUUUAUAAAUACUAUAAAGAAAAUAUUGUGUUUCAUGCACUCAUGAUAUGGUUGUUAAAUUUCUAAACAGGUUCGACCCUUGCAGAUGCCGCCUGUUUGAGCUUUGCUCAUACUGCAAGAAACACAUUGUGUGUGAGAGCUACAGUAUUGGGGAAGCACAUUCAAGUCUCUGAUAACCUGGAGGCAAUUGGCAAUCUUAAAAGAAUUUUACUUGCUUUGUCUUUUUUUUUUUUCUUCCAAGUGGAAUAUUUUUACUUUACCAAAUGUAGAAGUGAUACAGUGAAAAAAAGAAAUCAAGGGAGGUGGAAGUUUUA